This is a messenger RNA of Miscanthus lutarioriparius, 951 nucleotides long. Lineage: Eukaryota; Viridiplantae; Streptophyta; Magnoliopsida; Poales; Poaceae. The record is from the annotation of a GenBank genome assembly.
AUGUCGUCGAAGAAGAACUACUAUAAGGAGAAGAUGAUGCGGCGGAAAGAGGAGAAAAAAGAAGAACCAGAGACACCCAGGUAUCGUGAUCGUGCUAAGGAGCGUCGUGAAGAUCAAAACCCAGAUUAUGAACCUACAGAACUUGGUUCAUUUCAUGCAGUGGCACCUCCUGGGACUGAUUUGAGGCUGGCAGAUGCCCACAAGAUUUCAAUUGAGAAAAGCAAAUAUCUCGGAGGCGAUUUGGAGCAUACACAUCUGGUCAAGGGCUUGGACUAUGCUCUACUUCACAAAGUACGGAGUGAAAUUGAAAAGAAACCUGAUGCAGAGGAUGGGAAGGAUGCAAAGUCAAGGGCAACAAAAGAAGAUCAGGCAGUCUCCUUCCGCACUGCAACUGCAAAGUCUGUCUACCAAUGGAUCAUAAGGCCUCAAAGCAUAAUUAAGGAGAAUGAAUUGUUUCUUCCGGGUCGGAUGUCAUUUAUUUACAACAUGGAGGAGGGAGUAACCAAUGAUAUUCCAACAACUCUUCAUAGGAGCAAAGCUGAUUGCCCGGUUCCAGAGGAGAUGGUAACUGUCAGCGUGGAUGGUUCUGUACUUGACAGGAUUGCUAAAAUUAUGACAUACCUUCGGCUUGGAUCAUCGGGGAAGGUCUUGAAGAAAAAGAAAAAGGAUAGAGAUAUAAAAGGGAAGAGCAAUUUGGCAAGUGGUGACUAUGAUGAGUCAGUAAAACCUUCCCAAAUUAAUGGUUCUACUCUGAAACAUCAAUCAGAUAUGCCACCACCACCAGCUCCAACCCCUCGGAACAAUAAUUUCAAUGGAAAGGAGAAACAACCAGUCCCUGUUGCAAGAGCAGACGAUGAUGACAUUUUUGUUGGAGAUGGAGUUGACUAUUCAGUUCCUAACAAGGAAAUAAGUCAGAGCCCUGUUUCUGAUAUGGAUGAAUCCCCCACAUAA